AUGUGCAGUGUCCAAUGCAAGUAUCAUGGUGACGCUGGCCUUACGAAAGCACGGGAAAUUUUGUCAAGGCAGCAUUUAGUUGUCACUCGAGGCAUCGAACGCGUACGCUCAUUUCCUGACUGGGUUAGCGGCGUCCUCGUUGUCCAGAGCUGUUGGGGCCUUGCCAUACGAUCUGUCUUCUUCCUUCUUCUUCCCUUUUGUGUGCGCGUGGCUACAACGAAGAGGACGGGUAUGCGGGACUGCGCAAAGAAGAUAAGCCGAUGUCGAGACGAAGGGAAGGGACACCUGAACCUCUCCAACAGUCAAUUGCACGCUCUGCCUACGAGCAUUCGCGACCUCGGUGCCCAUCUGUGCGAACUCUUUCUCUACACGAACAAACUCGUCAGUCUUCCCAACGAGAUCGGGACGCUAACACAGUUGACAAAGUUGAUGGUGCAGGAGAAUUCGCUGACCUCGUUGCCCGAUAGUCUGGCGGAGUGCACGCACCUGAGCAUUCUCGACGUGCGGCACAAUAAGUUGUGUGAAAUUCCUCCUGUUAUCUACCGUCUGCCAAACCUGGUACUACUCUUGCUUCGCUGCAACCGCAUCCGGGUGGUCGACUGCGAAAUCGGGCGUCUGACGAAGUUACAAGUACUGAGUCUUCGAGAGAACAAGAUCCGACAAUUGCCUUCGAUUCCAGGCAUCUGCGAGUUGAAACAACUUACUACUUUGGACGUCUCAAAGAAUCAGUUGGAACAUCUUCCUGAGGAAAUCGGUCAAUGCAGAAACCUUACGGAGAUCAGUCUGCAGAACAAUGAACUAACCUCCUUGCCCGAAUCAAUUGGUGAAUUGGCUCUCCUCGAACGGCUCGGCAUUAGGUAG
Messenger RNA from Hydatigera taeniaeformis, 861 nucleotides. NCBI's taxonomy places the organism in Eukaryota, Metazoa, Platyhelminthes, Cestoda, Cyclophyllidea, Taeniidae. The record is from the annotation of a GenBank genome assembly.